AUGGUGAAGGAGUCAAAGCUUUAUGACACCCUUGGUGUCGCUCCCACAGCUACGGAGCAGGAGUUGAAGAAGGCCUACAAGAUUGGUGCCUUGAAGCACCACCCUGACAAGAACGCACACAACCCCGCUGCCGAAGAAAAGUUCAAGGAGAUCUCGCACGCCUACGAGAUCCUUUCCGAUCCUCAGAAGCGACAGAUCUACGAUCAAUAUGGUGAGGCUGGUCUAGAAGGCGGUGCGGGUGGUGCCGGCGGCAUGGCCGCUGAGGAUCUGUUUGCUCAGUUCUUUGGCGGUGGCGGCUUCGGCGGCAUGGGUGGCAUGUUCGGUGGCAUGCAGAACCGUGGCCCUCCCAAGGCUCGCACCAUUCACCACACCCACAAGGUCUCCCUCGAGGACAUCUACCGAGGCAAGAUUUCCAAGCUGGCCCUGCAGCGGUCCAUCAUCUGCCCCAAGUGCGACGGUCUCGGAGGAAAGGAUGGCGCCGUCCGCAAGUGUACUGGCUGUAACGGAGCCGGUAUGAAGACCAUGAUGCGCCAGAUGGGUCCCAUGAUCCAGCGCUUCCAGACCGUUUGCCCCGACUGCAAUGGUGAGGGAGAAAUCAUCAAGGACAAGGAUCGCUGCAAACAGUGCAACGGCAAGAAGACCACAGUUGACCGAAAGGUCCUCCACGUCCACGUCGACAGGGGUGUUCGAAGCGGCACCAAGGUCGAGUUCCGCGGCGAAGGUGAUCAGGCUCCCGGCGUUCAGGCCGGUGACGUUGUCUUCGAGAUUGAGCAGAAGCCCCACGCACGCUUCACUCGCAAGGAGGACGAUCUCCUCUACCGAUGCGAAAUUGAGCUGGUCACUGCCCUUGCUGGUGGUACCAUUUACGUCGAGCACCUGGAUGACCGAUGGCUCAGCAUUGACAUCCUGCCUGGAGAGGCUAUUGCACCUGACUCUGUCAAGAUGGUCCGCGGUCAAGGUAUGCCCUCAUAUAGACACCAUGACUAUGGUAACCUCUACAUCCGCUUCGAUGUCAAGUUCCCGGAGAAGAACUGGACCGACGAUGCCGAGGCGUUCGAGACUCUCCGCAAGAUUCUGCCACCCCCUACAUCACAGCCUGCUGCCCCUGCUGAGGCCAUGACGGAGCCUGCUGAUUUGGAAGACAUGGAUACCAAGGCUCAGACCAAGGUCUUCGGAGACCCCAACUCCAUGGGAGAGGACGAGGACGAGGAUGGCCACCCUGGCGGCGAGCGCGUCCAGUGCGCGUCGCAGUAA
Trichoderma aggressivum f. europaeum is the source of this 1254-nucleotide messenger RNA. RefSeq lists its product as uncharacterized. Gene Ontology annotation, cellular component: nucleus; cytoplasm; cytosol. Gene Ontology annotation, biological process: response to heat; protein refolding. Gene Ontology annotation, molecular function: Hsp70 protein binding; ATP binding. The coding region runs from base 1 to 1254 and encodes 417 amino acids. The transcript has 4 exons. The record is from RefSeq and is a predicted model, not a curated record. Lineage: Eukaryota; Fungi; Ascomycota; Sordariomycetes; Hypocreales; Hypocreaceae.